Messenger RNA from Dicentrarchus labrax (European seabass), 2199 nucleotides. It is a transcript of the gene dctn2, whose product is annotated as dynactin 2 (p50). Lineage: Eukaryota; Metazoa; Chordata; Actinopteri; Moronidae. The transcript has 14 exons. Gene Ontology annotation, biological process: mitotic spindle organization. Gene Ontology annotation, cellular component: cytoplasm; centrosome; dynactin complex. Bases 221 to 1435 code for a protein of 404 amino acids. The record is from RefSeq and is a predicted model, not a curated record.
CUCGCCUGUAAGAAACCCAACGUACACGCUGUGAAAUCGAGCUGCAGCUGGUGACACACAGCAGAACUGGAGAAUCCUCCGCCGGCUGAGAGACUGCUGGCUCAUCUAUCGUUAGCUUUUGUUACAUUUCCCCUCGGCUCAUCGAUAACUUACACGUUUUAACAACUGUUAUCAUAUUCUAUCGUGAUUUAUUGGUGUAGUCUUUGCUUCCCCGCUGACAAUGGCUGAUCCUAAAUACGCAAACCUGCCGGGAAUUGCCUUCAACGAGCCGGACGUGUACGAGACCGGUGACCUUCCAGAAGAUGACCAGGCCCAGUUUGAGUCGGAGGAGCUCUGCAGUGACAGCGUGGAGAGGAUUGUGGUCAACCCCAACGCAGCCUAUGACAAGUUCAAAGACAAGCAUGUCACCACCAAGGGACUUGACUUCUCAGACAGAAUCAGUAAAAGCAGAAGAGUGGGCUAUGAGUCAGGAGAAUUUGAAAUUCUUGGAGAGGGCUGUGGAGUGAAGGAGACACCUCAGCAGAAGUACCAGCGCCUGGUGAAUGAGAUCCAGGAGCUCACUCAGGAGGUGGAUACCAUCCAGGCUGCCACAAAGGAAAGCAAUGCAGAGGAGCGCCUGACUCCAGUGGUACUCGCCCAGCAGGCAGCCCAGCUCAAACAGCAGUUGGUUUCUGCCCAUCUUGACUCACUGUUGGGACCGCAGGCACACAUCAACCUGGCUGACCCAGAUGGAGCGCUGGCCAGGCGUCUGCUCACCCAGCUGGAAGCGGCCAAGGGCAGCCGUAGCAGCGCCACAGGAGACAACAAGCCGACGGCAUCAGCUAAGGGCCCAGAUGGAGUGGUACUCUACGAGCUGCACAGCAGACCAGAGCAGGAAAAAUUCAAUGAGUCUGCCAAGAUGGCGGAAUUGGAGAAGCGUCUUGCUGAGCUGGAGAUCGCUGUUGGCUCAGGAUCAGACAAGCAGGGACCUCUAAGUGCUGGUGUACAAGGAGCCAGUUUGAUGGACACCAUAGAGCUCCUGCAGGCGAGGGUCAGCGCACUGGACUCUGCUACUCUGGAUCAAGUGGAGGCCAGACUGCAGAGUGUCCUUGGGAAGAUGAAUGAGAUUGCUAAACACAAGGCAGCGAUUGAGGACGCUGAUACACAAAACAAGGUGUCGCAGCUUUAUGACGUGGUGCAGAAGUGGGAUGCCGUGUCUACUUCUGUACCUCAGGUGGUGCAGAGGCUUGUCGCUGUCAAGGAGUUGCAUGAGCAAGCCAUGCAGUUUGGCCAGCUUCUGACCCACUUGGACACCACUCAGCAGAUGAUCAACAACUCUCUGAAGGACAAUAACACCCUGCUAACACAGGUUCAACAGACAAUGAAAGAAAACCUGGUGGCUGUAGAAGAGAACUUUGCUGCGCUAGAUCAGAGGAUGAAGAAGCUCUCCAAAUAAACGGUGGCAGGAGUUUGGACCAGUCCAGGAGAGUGUAGAACAUGGACAAAUAAGAGAAGGCUAGAGAGCACAGAGGGAGGAUUGGGGGUUGAACUCUGUCCUUUUUGGCCAUCCCUCUUUUGCUCUCUAGUUUGCCUCUGCCUUUUUUCACUAAGUGGAAUGUUUAGAAAGUUGGAAAAGAUGGAAUAACAAAAAAAAGAGGAGACCAAAUGUUCUUGUUCACCCUCCUUUUCUCUUCCUUUCUCUUGCAUCAAAUUGAUAUCAACUGAAAACACAUUUGUCCACUCUAUACAUGCCACUGAUUGCAGUCCCCUGUUAAGCUUAUUGAGUUUUAGACUGGAUUGUUUUUAUAAUUAUUAGUAUUAAACAUAAGAAUUUCCUCCAUUCCUUUUGGAACCUCUCACUAUUACUGGAUUUGUACUGUAUACUCUGAUCAAAUUAAAUGAUCACAGUAAUGUCGGGUUGAUGGGUGACACAUUAAAGAUGUUGUCAGCUGUGUAAAAAGAAAAUCAAGAUCUAUUGUCUUAUAGUGUUGUAGCAGGAGCACGUUUGUGCGAGUGUCAGGGCCAAGUCACGGAAGGAAAGCUUGUAAAUAUGCCUGUGUACCUUAUUGUUUCUUCACGCUCAGUCGCUUGUAACUAUAUUAUUAUGACUGAGAGCAGACACCACAGACAAACUUUUAAUCUGCUUUGUCAUUGCCUACAAGUCAACUGUAUUGUAUAUCUGUGGUCAUGGAAACUGAUCAAUAAAACAAAGUGCGAUAA